CUUAGUGAAGCAUAUGUUGAGGAGACAACUCCUAGUGAUAGUUUGCAUGAUACUCACUGUGAAGAGAAAAGUGUCACAUUUGUGGCAGAUGAUACCGUUCCAAGUGCAGAGCCUUGUAACCAUCCUGAGAUCAAUAACACCUUGGAAUGCGAAGAGCGUGCCAAGGAAAUCAGCGAGAAGGCCGAGCUGCAAGAGCCUGAAAGCACCUGUACUGGAAGCUGUAACAAUGGUGUACACUAUCAGUAUCAGUUUGGUGAAUUCAUGAGAUCAUGUUGGCAACCUGUUAUGAGGCAGGAUCUUCCUUAGUGUGACUCUGAAUCUGAUCUUACUGAUGAGAGCUCUUCUCCUGACGCGUCAAUGACCGACAUUAUCCCAAUGCUUGAGGACCUGCACCCACUGAUAAAUUUAGGGACUGGGUGAUAGUCACUUGGACGACGAUGCUGAGCAAGAAGGGAGCAAUGAAAAGCUAUUUGGUUCGCUGGAAGCACAUUUGGGUGAAGAGAUGAAAAUCCUAAGUGCCGCAAUUUCAGACGUGGGCGUGCUGGGCGAGGUAAAUCGUGAAACAGACGAAGGAAACAGAGAUGCUAAUGCCAGAGAUGAUGCAGCCUCAUUACCCGGAGUACAUGAUUCUGAACCGCACGGUGUGGAAGCAGACUCCAUGAGUAAAAUGAACUCACUGUUCAGGUGCCGUAUGGAGGAGGUGCUGGUGCAGUCCGUUUCAGAGGGCAGUGUCUGUCAGCCCUUGGGAGUCAAGCCUGAAGCUAUACCGAGUGCCCCGUUAUCUUCAGACUCGUGGAUGCAUGCCAGCAAAGGGAGUUCGAUCGAGGAAUUGAAGUUUCAGCUCCUGACAGCCGAUGAAGAAGCACCGACGACCUGUGCUGCCUCUGGGCUCAAUGGUCACAGUGAGUCGAUUCGAGACCAAUCGAGCGAAGCAUUACGGGUGGUAUACGAGCAGAGUUCAGGGCUGUCAACCGCAGGAGAGCAGCAGACUGCAGGUAUGUCUGAACCAAAUGAGACAUUGACUGCUUAUUGUGACGAGCUUCCUGUCGUAGAAGUUGUCAAUGUCUCAGUCGAGGAGAUGAACUCGCUGUUCGAGCAGCUCGAAGAAGAGGCGCAGCCGAGCAAUGGUCGUAGCAAAAUGGACAUUCCACAAGAUGGAUUGUGUCAAGUGGAGGUGGAUCCAGUGGAGCUUUCUCUAGAUCGCGGGUUGUCGGCGCCAUAACUCUGGACGAUGCAUCUGACAGCUAUAAAGUUGUGCUGAAGCAACUGCUGUUGUAGAGCAGCAAAUGAAGGUGUGUGAGGUUUGCGUAACAGGAUCCAGCUGUUC
This is a messenger RNA of Triticum dicoccoides, 1327 nucleotides long. RefSeq lists its product as uncharacterized. The transcript has a single exon. NCBI's taxonomy places the organism in Eukaryota, Viridiplantae, Streptophyta, Magnoliopsida, Poales, Poaceae. The record is from RefSeq and is a predicted model, not a curated record. Bases 503 to 1222 code for a protein of 239 amino acids.